Miniopterus natalensis is the source of this 1372-nucleotide messenger RNA. It is a transcript of the gene TSPAN31, whose product is annotated as tetraspanin 31. NCBI's taxonomy places the organism in Eukaryota, Metazoa, Chordata, Mammalia, Chiroptera, Miniopteridae. The record is from RefSeq and is a predicted model, not a curated record. Gene Ontology annotation, cellular component: membrane.
CUUCGCAAGCCUUGCCCCCGGCUCUAAGUUUCACCCUAUAAAGAACCUAAAGGAGGGGCCGGGACGCAAUGCAGACUGAUUGGCACGCAGGCUGCCGACGUCGCGUUCCAGCCGCGAGUUUCGCCAAUCCGGAGGCAGGGGUGGGACGGUGCAGGCGCAGACGAUUGGGUUUGGGUGGACUAGAUUUAAAGAGACAGACGCUGUCGGGGUCCAAGACGACUGUCCCUGAGACCCUCUCCCUAAGUCCUUGGGACCACUUGGGUCCCCAAAGCUGGGGAGAUGGUUUGUGGAGGCUUUGCCUGCUCCAAGAAUGCGCUGUGCGCGCUCAACGUGGUCUAUAUGCUGGUAGGUUUGUUGCUCAUUGGAGUGGCCGCUUGGGGUAAGGGCCUGGGUCUGGUGUCCAGCAUCCACAUCAUCGGAGGAGUCAUUGCUGUGGGAGUCUUCCUUCUUCUCAUCGCGGUGGCAGGACUGGUGGGUGCUGUCAACCACCACCAAGUACUGCUGUUCUUUUACAUGAUCAUCCUUGGUUUGGUCUUCAUCUUCCAGUUUGGAAUCUCUUGGUCGUGUCUGGCUAUUAACCGAAGCAAACAGACAGAUGUCAUCAAUGCUUCUUGGUGGGUCCUGAGCAACAAGACCCGGGAUGAACUGGAAAGGAGUUUUGAUUGUUGCGGCUUAUUCAACCUCACAACCCUGUAUCAACAGGACUAUGCUUUUUGCACUGCAAUCUGCAAGAGCCGGAGGCCCACGUGCCAAAUGUGUGGAGAAAAGUUUCUUAAGCAUUCAGAUGAAGCCCUGAAAAUCCUGGGGGGCGUUGGACUCUUCUUUAGCUUUACAGAGAUCCUUGGUGUCUGGCUUGCAAUGAGAUUUCGGAAUCAGAAGGAUCCUCGAGCCAACCCCAGUGCUUUUCUAUGAGACUUUGGAUCCUUCUGACUUCUCUUCUGCUCUCCCUAAGCUUUUUCUUCCUCCCUUAGGGAAAACCCAGGGUCAAUAGCCUUUUUUGUUUGAGAAAAAGGAAAGGCCCUUUGCGAUCCCUUAAAAGUGACUGAAUAGCCAGGCUCUCUGCCUUGACAUGUUUUAGUAAGAGCAAGAUUAUAAGAAUAAAGAAAAACUUCCUCUCUCCCUGAGUGGAAAUGGGAAGCUCCUGGGAGUGUAUGAGAUGCUAUGGGGGUCAGAGUAAUUCCUGGCUGUCUCCCCUCUUCUCCCUUCCACAUGCUAGACCACAACACAUCCUGACCUAGCUUCAAGGGGAAACCAGGGACAGAGCCAGAGAGAAAACCACCAAGAAUUCUUAUAAUAAGCAGGACCCAGUUUGGGAGGAGUUUGGUGAAUAUAAAAAUAAAAGUCAUUUAAACACCAUAUUCAAAGCAGAAAA